Molecule: messenger RNA, 2427 nt
Organism: Globicephala melas (long-finned pilot whale)
Lineage: Eukaryota; Metazoa; Chordata; Mammalia; Artiodactyla; Delphinidae
Gene: CLDN23
Product: claudin 23
Biological process (GO): bicellular tight junction assembly; cell adhesion
Cellular component (GO): bicellular tight junction; plasma membrane
Molecular function (GO): structural molecule activity
Source: RefSeq, a predicted model, not a curated record
GACACGCUUCUCGACCGGGGGGACCCUCGGUGCACACCUGCCCAGCGCAUCUCGGGCGGUUCCGCCCACUCAGCCGUGGGUUUCUGCAAGCUAACAGCGCAAAAUUUCGAGGGGCCAUCGGAUCCCCGCUGGGGGUGGAGGGAGGACAGGCUACAGGUGCAGGGUCGACGGGCAGGGACCGGAGAAAAACUUUAGUUACCGAGAUCUGCUGAGAAGCAGGGACCUGCGCAGUGCCCGGGCCAGGUGCGGCCGUUCGGGCGGCGCCUCUUUCCUUCCCCGCCCCAGGCCGACCUGGCCCCGCCGAGCCGCGCAGAGGUGCAGGGGCGGGGCGACCUUUGCUCGGUCCGAGUCCCGCAGGGCCGCGCAGCUUCCUGCUCGCCACUCCAGCCCCUCCCACCCGGACGGGUUUGGCCGCGGCUGCCGCCACCUCUGCGCGCCGGCAUCUCGGGCCCAGGUUUCGAUCAGACUUGCCCGCGAGCUGGUUUCGAUUAGGCGGCUGGGCGGGAGGUAGGGCGGAGCGGCCGGGACGCGGGGGGCAAACUAGGGACGGGUAGCGGAGCGCAGACGGCCCCGCGCCGGAGACAAAGAGCGGCCGGAGGAGAGCCGGGCGCAGGACUCCGGGCGUGGCGGCGACGAGCGUGUGGACUUCAGGGAGCCGGAGUCUGGAGCGCUCUCCGGGGGCGCAAGGGCUCGAGAUAGCAAGCCGGCGGCGGAGGCGGAGGAGUAGGCAGGUGCGCCGUCCAGGAUGAGGACGCCGGUGGUGAUGAUUCUGGGCAUGGUGCUCGCACCCUGCGGGCUGCUGCUCACCCUGACCGGCACGCUGACGCCCGGCUGGAGACUGGUGAAGGGCUUCCUUGACCAGCCGGUGGACUUGGUGCUGUACCAGGGCCUGUGGGACAUAUGCCGCGAGCAGAGCAGCAGCGAGCGCCAGUGCGGUCAGCCAGACGACUUGAGCUACUUCGCCGCCGAGCCCGUGCGGGUGGCGCGGGGACUCAUGAUCACGUCGCUGGCCGCCACGGCCCUGGGGCUACUGCUGGCGACGGUCGGCGUGCGCUGCUGGCAGGACGAGCCCCACUUCGCGCUGGCCGGCCUCUCCGGCGUCGUGCUUUUCGCCGCGGGCCUCUUGAGCCUCAUCCCAGUCUCCUGGUACAACCACUUCUUGGCGGAUCGCGCCGUCCUGCCUGCCCAGUCCAGCCCGGUCACCGUGCAGGUCGGCUACAGCCUGGUGCUGGGCUACCUGGGCAGCUGCCUGCUGCUGCUGGGCGGCUUCUCGCUGGCGCUCAGCUUCGCGCCUUGGUGCGCCGAGCGCUGUCGCAGCUGCCAGAAGGCGCCUCCAGGCAGGGCGCGCCGCAGCAGCAUCAGCACCGUGUACGUCGACUGGCCGGAGCCCGCGCUCACGCCGGCCAUCAAGUACUACAGCGACGGCCAGCACCGGCCGCGGCCCGUCCAGCUCGGCGCCGCCAGCCAGCGCAAGGCCGGCUUCCCGAUGCCCCGGCCGCCGCCCAAGGCCUACAGCAACCCGGUGGAAGUGCUCGAUGGGGAGAAGGCUCCCGAAUCCCACCACGGCGGGUCCUCCCGCAGCAGCCGGUCAUGCGGCAGCACGCUGCCCUGCGACUCCGACCUGUAGGCGGCGCCCCCAGCCUGCUCUGGCCGGGCCCUGUCUGGAUGAAGGACUCGCCCCACCACGGUCCAACCUUGAACUUGGCUGUUACCUUUCAGCUGGAAACACCUGGCUCGGAGUCGGACCCCCGGACACAUUCCUGUAACUGGUUUGGAGGGCGAUCUUCCUUUCCUAGCCAAACUCGACUCCUUGGACGAUUAGUUCAGGUUGGGUUUGGGUUUCUUUUUACAGAGUUUAGUGUUUCUCCCCCGAGGGAUCAGGGCCCUCUUCUGGACGACAGCCUUUUCAUACUUUUAGCUGGAGACAUAGGAAGGGUGACUUUGCAUCCUGCUGAUAAUAACAAUGUCAGAAUCAGCAAAUGGAGGCUCAAAACCGAUUUAACAUCUCCAAACAACAUUCUGAAAUGCUGAUGAACCUUGCAUCAAUAUAAUUAUUAUUAAUUUAUUUUCUGCUGCAUAAUUCAUUUUCACACAAACUGUCAAGAGACCGGUACCUUUCUGGUUAUAUUUGAAUGGGGCUGUUAAAAUAAACAUAGAGCCAUGCAAAUACCAGCAGCUUUAGUGGCUUUUAUGGAAUGAAAUAACCUGAUUAACUCAUAUUUACAUUUCUUCAUGUAUAAAUAGGAUCUAUCAUUUUUAUCACUUAUUUUUGGUGUGAAAGGUGAGGUCACUGCAGAGUUUCUCUUCUAGAAGCCAGAAGGAGAAUGAAGGGACUGAUGCUGUAUUGUUCUAUUUCUUGGCUACCUCACCCUGGACAUUAAAGACUAUAUAUUAAAUAUUUAGAACAAAAUGGAACCUGUUAAUCAC